Messenger RNA from Paramecium primaurelia, 911 nucleotides. The record is from the annotation of a GenBank genome assembly. Lineage: Eukaryota; Ciliophora; Oligohymenophorea; Peniculida; Parameciidae.
AUGGAUUAAAAAACUAAAGUCGAAGUAUUUUAAUAAAUUUAUUAAGUAGGCUGAUCAAUGUGAUCAAUACAAUAAAUAUUUUCAACUGAGUAAGCCUUUAUGGUUGAGUUAAAUUAUUAAAAUUCGAUUAAACUAACCUCGCUAAGACGAACGUAGAUAUCAUUCAGAAAAACUUAUACAAGUACUAUAUUUAAUUAAAAGUUAUUUAGUAAGCUAAAUUAUUCAACAUAAAAAAAUGGUAAGAGAUGGGGGAUAAAGAAGUAUGAUAUUAAAUGUCAUAUACAGGACAUUUGAUCAAAGCGAUUCAAUUAUAAGAGGGGAAUGCAACUUUAAAUAAUGUAACAGAACCUUAUCUUCCAUUUUUGAGAAAGUAGAAUGGAAAGAAUUUUACAGGAUUGGCAACUAGAACUGUGAAAGGUUGUUUGUCUGCUGUUGUUUUUAAAAGAAAUGAUGAAUCAACUUGGUCAGUAGAUGAAACAAAAGUAGAAGAAUUCAUUAGAUAGGCAAAUAGAAAAUUAUAUUAAUUCUUAGAGAAACUAAAGAAAAAUUUUCUUAUUUAUGAUUAUAUCAAAAUGGAAAGUUAUGAUAAAAAAAUAAAAAAAAGAAAUAAAAUGGAAUAGAAAAGAAAUGAGGAUUAAUUUAUUGAAAAAUUUUUACCUUACUUAAAUUAAAAAUUAGAUUCUCAAUAUAAUAUUAAAAUUGAGAAUCAUUAUUAGAAUUUUGAUUAAAAUGGGAAUUCUAAAUUAAAUUUUAACUGGCAUUAUUCUAUAAGUGACAAUAUAUUUAGAAAUUUAUAUUUUUUGAGAUAAGGAGAGAAAAUAGAUGAUUAAUUUUUAGGUAAUUUGAUAGGUUUCUACAAUAUAAAAGAUUAAUUAGAAAGAAUGAAAGAAUGCUAAAGAUUUAUUGAUUGA